AUGUCAGGACUUAACAUACUGAUAACCACAUCAAUAGUGGUGUUGAUUCUACUAUUAGGUUUUGUAUGCUAUCCUGUCGGUCUACCAUGGGCAUUACCAACAAUUCCGAUAUAUGUAUCAUUUUUACCGAUACUCACAAACAUGGAUCAAAUUGAGAUUUUUGAGAGGUACAUAAGAGAUCCAAUGGAGAAGUACGGCGCAGUGAAAAUAUUUUUUGCUGCUAGGUGGAACGUUAUGACCUCAAAACCCGAGUUUUUGAGUGUUAUGUUUAAAGACGAGGACACUUUCGCUAAAAGUGGAAAUCAGGAAAAAAUACCUUAUUCAGUACUAGCGAAAUAUACAGGGAACAACAUAAUAAGUGCUCAUGGUAAAAUAUGGCGUCUUUAUAGGAAUGUCGUUCAAACUCAGUUAAACGUCUUCGAUUCCAAACCAUUAAUUGAUAAUGCUCAACUAUUUGUGAAAUUGCUCAAAAGUAGCACAGAAGAGAGCGUAGAUGGAAAGAUUCUCUUACAGCCUUUGGUUCAGAGGUUGACGCUAGCAAAUAUAUCUCAAAUUGCUCUUGGCUUUGAUAUUGGAACUUUAAGAUUUGAUGACAAUGGACGUGUUCUCAAAAGUCAACUCCACGAGAAAUUAAAUCAAGUUAAACAACAGAUUUUCAAACCCUUAUAUUUAUCAUUUCCAAUGUUGGAUAUUUUACCGAUACCAAGUAGAAUAAAGGCAAGAAGAGAUGUAGAAGAUUUUAGGGCGUUAUUAUUUGAUAGGGUCCACAAAUCUCUUAUAAAGAACUAUAAAUAUGAACAAACGAAUAAUGCGGGAGCUGCUUUGGUAAAAGCAUGGAAAUUGAAAAGUAUCACAGAUGAACAGUUGAAAGAUAACUUGGUUAUCAUCUUGGUUGCUGGCCACGAAAAUCCUCAGUUGCUUCUAACCACGUUGUUUUACUUACUCGGAAAAUACCAAGAUUGGCAGUAUGAAAUUAGAAAGGAAUUAUUGACUAUUAAUUCAGAAGGAGAAGAUAUUCUAAACAGCUACAAAUUAAGUGUCUUUAUCUAUGAAUGCAUUAGAUUGUAUCCUCCCUUAGGCCAAAUUAUCAACAGAAAGACGACCAAACAGUGCCAGCUUGGACCUGGUAUAGUCAUAAAUAAGGAAAUUUAUUGUGGAUAUAAUAAUUAUGGAACAGGCACUUCCCCAUCUACAUGGGGCAAAACGGCAAAAGAAUUCAUACCAGAAAGGUGGGGCGCUGAUAUGGAAGAAGUCGGAAACAACUGGAAAAGACAUAAGUAUAAUGCUUCAAUGGCUGCUUUUCAUGGAGGCAGGAGAUCUUGCCUUGGAGAAAAGCUUGCAAUUAUGCAAAUGAAAUAUACUUUGUUUUAUACAUUAAUGAGCUUUCAUAUUUCUUUGGAUGAAAAUUGGAAAGAGAGAGUAACACCAGCUGGUCCAAUAACUCCAAUGAUGCUUAAAAUUAAACUAAACCCUUUAAAGGACGACGUUGAAAGUAAAUGUAAUACUGAUUGCAGUAGUACAGAAGAAACCCUAAAUGAGAUUUAG
Kluyveromyces marxianus DMKU3-1042 is the source of this 1545-nucleotide messenger RNA. It is a transcript of the gene DIT2, whose product is annotated as putative cytochrome P450. The coding region runs from base 1 to 1545 and encodes 514 amino acids. The record is from RefSeq and is a predicted model, not a curated record. Gene Ontology annotation, molecular function: monooxygenase activity; heme binding; oxidoreductase activity, acting on paired donors, with incorporation or reduction of molecular oxygen. The transcript has a single exon. NCBI's taxonomy places the organism in Eukaryota, Fungi, Ascomycota, Saccharomycetes, Saccharomycetales, Saccharomycetaceae.